GGUAACACCCUUUGCGCCUGUAACUUUCGGUGCCACACGCAAAGCUGUCCGGUGGUCAGGUUGGACAGCAAUGGAAGUCAGACCGAGUCGAGGCAGAGGAGGCAGUUGGAAAAGAGGCGGCCGUGGAGGAAACGACAACGACAACUUCGGCGGUGAACGCAGAGGAAGAGGCAGGGGAGGCCAACACCGCGGCCGGGGGAAAAAGGACCACCACCGCGGUCGUGGACGAGGAGGAGACACUCAUGGAACGGCGUUCCGACACCGGGACCAAGAUGACGAGGACCACUUCCAUGCAGAGGAUCAGAGGGCAGUUUUCUCCAGGAGGACUCUGGAGUCCAAUUGGGAGCGUUAUGAGGACUCUGAGAAGCAGGAAGUCGUGGAUGACAUCCCCACUCAAAGAGGCACGGACUACCACGUCCUCCUGGCGUCUGCAGGAGAUUCCUUCACUCAGUUCCGCUUUUCCGAAGAGAAAGAUUGGGAGAAGGACACAUUUUCAUGCAGUCAGAUGUCUGCCUGCUUUGUGGACCUCCAAGCUUUGGCCCAGACCCUUGAACAAGUGUCUCUACAUCAGAGACUCAACCUGGAGGCUGAGCUGGUUCAGGUUUCAAUGCCAGUAGACCUUCCCGCCAUGACGUUCAAACAGGAAAAGGCCAAAAUGGUCGUCUUCGCACCUCCGCCCGUAGCUUCAGAAGUCCCAAACAACAGUUCUAGUCCCUCCAAGUCUUCCAGUCUUCCUGCCAGCGCUGACCCUCAGCGUCCCUCGGGUGCUGCUGCUGCCGACGCCGUGGAUGAAGAGCUGGACCAGCUGCUGGCUUUAGCCAAACCAGCGUGUGACGUCCCAGGAGGCCCGCCUGUCAGCACGGAGAACGCUGCUCCGCUUCAGAAAGAGUGCCCCGCUGUGACCGAGGAGCCAAUAGAAGAGACGAGCCAUGAGCAGGGUGCUCCUGUCAAGCAGGACAUGACGGAGGAGGACUUGGAGGACUGGUUGGACCGCAUGAUCUCCUGACCUCCACCAUCAUGAGGAACAUCCAGGAUGAAGCUCCCCGAAGGCGUCGAUGAUCAAACCUGCAGGAGGACAUUGAACGCAACACGGACGGGACAAGCGUGCCAUUUGCUCUCAGGCGAGACGACCGCUACCUUGAAUGAUGGCCAGCAGGAUGACGAUGACGAAAAAGAAGAAGGUGAUGUCAAAGAGGAUGCGGUAGAGUUCAUAGGGGUCACCGGCGGGGUCCUCCAGCUCGUCUCCGAUCCCUCCUCCGGCUCGUACGCCCACGUACAUGUGGAACAAAUAACACUGAUGGGGGGAAAUAUAUUUUGUUGAUGAUUGUGAGGUGGAUCAAAGUGCAGCUUCAUUCGUUCUAGGAAAGUAUUACUUAAUAAAAGCCUGAGGAAUCUUCUCACUGGUUUGUGUUUAAAAAGUUAAAUACACAAUGGAGGAUGUGUUGUGUGUCUCUCUCACACUCACACACACACAACCUGCAUUGUCAAGAUGUAAUUACAUAUCUUGUAACCUCACAUUGUGAAUUAUUGC
Molecule: messenger RNA, 1531 nt
Organism: Entelurus aequoreus (snake pipefish)
Lineage: Eukaryota; Metazoa; Chordata; Actinopteri; Syngnathiformes; Syngnathidae
Gene: aven
Product: apoptosis, caspase activation inhibitor
Exons: 7
Coding region: 71-1006 (311 amino acids)
Biological process (GO): negative regulation of G2/M transition of mitotic cell cycle
Source: RefSeq, a predicted model, not a curated record